AUGGCAUCGACAUCGUCGCCAGCGAUACCUUCAAGACCGACACCGACGCCCACACAAAGACAACGCCCAAACCGCGUGCUGCCUUCGUUCCUCGCCUCAGCCACCCAGCCCCCACAUGAGCCCGGGUCGCCAAUCGCCCGUUCCUUCCUCCCGUUCCCAGCCAUGGCAGACGAAGAGCUCGAAGUCAUCGACGGCGAUCUUUUUGCGGUUCCGACGGUCGACACCAUAACCAGGCCAUCGUCGCCGACUCCCACUGACUUCUCAAUCAUAUCGCCUGACGAAUAUGCUCACGUUAACCCGGAUGGACCCCAUUCUCAUCAGAACGGUUUCUUGCCACAAUAUCAGAACAGCCGCUACCCAUAUGCAUACACCUAUCAUUACGGCCAAAGUAGAAGGUCGCCUUGGCCUUUCUAUUCGAGUCCCAGUCUGGGCAGUGCCUUUGUAGGGAUGGGGUUAACGGGGAGGCCAGAGGCGCCACCGCCCCCUCAGAAUCAAGGUUCACUUCGCUCUAUAUUUCCCCGAAUUCGGGACGCUCUCAGUCCUGCACGCUCACCGUCACCGUCUGUGUAUCCAUACGGGACCACCAGACCUAGGUUUCCCCAUACAUCAUCAUCCGGAAGCAUAUUUACCUCCUCGCGCGCCAAUCAGUCUACAUUCUCAACCAUGAGAUACACCCCUUCUCCUGGCCCUUCUCCUUCGCGUGUGUCUCCCAAACCCUCAGCGCCUUAUACGCUGAGCAAGGGUAAGGAGACGCUAAGCAAGGGUAAAGCCAGACUGCUUGCUUGUCACAAGGCACUCUCAUCGGACAGCGCGUCGGGAUACUCGUCUUAUUACCAUAUUGAUACGAAUAUCGAUUGCAUAGACUAUGCAAGCCUCCCGCCGCUUGAUGGAGAAGAGGGGGAACUGGUUGACGAGGCAUGUUACGUAGAUUCAAGAGCAGUCACUGGCGUUGACAUCCUCGCCCUUCUACCAACCGAGCUGGCUAUCUAUAUCCUAGCCCUCCUAGCUCACACUCCAUCUUCAUUACCGCCAUCGACGUUUACAUCGACAAGUAGGGGUGCCGGUAACGAGGGCAACGAUUCUUCUUACGGAAACCUGCAGAGUAUUCUUGCCUGCACUCUGGUCUCCCACACUUGGAAUCGGCUUGCCAAUGACAAUGCUGUAUGGCGAUCCCUCUUUGAAAGUAUGUCGGGGAAUGGAUGGAGCAUCGAUCUCAGCCGCGCACCUACCGUGGCUCAGAGUAUUCGUAGCCCAUGUCAUUCCGGUGAUCCUCGCGUGAGAAGUGUUUUCGAUGCCUUGCGCGUGGACGGCGAGCGGUUAAAGAGAUUUCCCCCUUCGCCGUGUCUAUCCACUUUCUCCAGGAUGAAUACGGUUUCCCCUGCUGCAGCACCUCUCCUGCUACGCUGGCGAAAACUCUUCCAGGACCGUUGGGAAUUGGACCGACGGUGGGAAGGCAAUCAACGUACAUCGAGUCAACAUAACGGCUCAAGUCCCGUUGAAACCCCAAAUCACAAACCCAAAGUGAUGAAUCUCAGCGGGCACACCGACUCUGUAUAUUGCCUUGAGUUUGAUGCGCAUCGUAUUGUCACCGGUUCUCGUGAUCGCACUAUCAAGGUUUGGUGCGUGAAGACAGGGAAGCUCUUGGGAACAAUCUCUGGACACUCUGGCAGUGUUCUCUGCUUGAAGUUUGAUCUAGAUGCAGAGGUAUGCGGAAACCAAGACGACACAGGCGUGAGGUCGACCGUAGAAUACAAGGAUGGUUGGCAGCGCGGCUUCAUGGUCAGUGGGAGCAGCGACUGUUCUGUGUGUGUCUGGGAUCUGUUCGUCCGUCCACCCGUCGACAAAGCUGGGUCCUAUUUUCCCAGCUCUGACGUUGGCGGCUACGGAGGGCGAGGUGUCGUCGACGAAGCUGCAGAGGAGCUGAUCCAUGGAAGCGUUUAUGUCCGCUCGUCCCCGGGGACGCCUAACGAUGACAACGCCCAGGUAAAGGCAGAGGUAAAGGCAACGUUGAAAGGACACACUGGCGGUGUUCUUGAUAUCAGGAUCAACAAGGAUUGGAUUGUGAGCUGUUCUAAGGAUGCGAUGAUCAAAGUCUGGAAACGCUCUACCUUGGAGCACUACCAGACGCUGAGUGGGCAUGAGGGACCUGUCAACGCCGUCGGGCUGCAAGGAGAGCGUGUGGUCAGCGCUAGCGGGGACGGCAAGAUGAUCCUUUGGGACCUUCAAAGCGGAGAACGCGUGCGGACAUUCGAAGGCCACGAUAGAGGGCUUGCGUGCAUCGAGUUCAAGGAUGACUAUAUCGUUUCUGGUUCCAACGACUGCAAGAUCAAGAUAUGGCGCGCAUCCACUGGUGAAUGCCUGAGGACUCUAGCCGGGCAUGAACUGCUUGUUCGUGCGUUGUCCUUCGAUCCUCGCAACGGUCGGCUGGUGAGCGCCAGCUACGAUAGGACCGUGAGGGUGUGGGAAGUCGGCACUGGUAAGAUGGUCCGGGAAUUCCGCACGAUUCACUCUAGCCAUAUAUUUGACGUCAAAUUCGAUAUUUCGAGGAUCGUCAGCACCUCGCACGAUCAAAAGAUUGUUGUUCUUGAUUUCUCGCACGACCUGGAUACUUCACUAUUUUCCUGA
Molecule: messenger RNA, 2625 nt
Organism: Pleurotus ostreatus (oyster mushroom)
Lineage: Eukaryota; Fungi; Basidiomycota; Agaricomycetes; Agaricales; Pleurotaceae
Exons: 8
Coding region: 1-2625 (874 amino acids)
Molecular function (GO): protein binding
Source: RefSeq, a predicted model, not a curated record